GGGAGCAGAAUAGUCUUGAGAUUCGGGGAGUGUGCAGUGGGUUCCUCCAACAAACUUCUCGGCUGCAUUAAGAAGAGAGACAUGAACAUCUCACAUCUAGUGGCUUGUGGACUAUUGGUGGCUCUGCUGACAGUGACCAUGGAAGCAAAACCUUUAACACCGUCACAGCAGAAGUCCCUCCGAAAUCUGUUAGGAGAGGAAUUAUCUGCGUAUCUUACAUCAGAUGAGCAGGAGUCAGGCUCGGAAAACUUGAGGUCGAGAGCUCGCUUGAUGAGGGACCUGAGACUAGACACCAGGGCGAAGGCUGCUUGGGCUCGGCUUUUGAACGACCAUCCUAACCCGAGAAAGUCUAAAGGAAUCAAUAAGAAAGGGUUAUCCAAAGGGUGCUUUGGUCUCAAACUGGACAGAAUAGGAUCUAUGAGUGGACUUGGAUGUUAGAGUGUUGGAGAGUAAGUGGAGGUCUGUCACUGGACGAUGGGUUUUGAGCAACAUUUUACUUGUCUCCUGAGGAUUUUUUUUAAAUGCCAUCUCACUUUAAUAAACAGUCUGGUUUGAACUCCUGGUACGAAGAAGCAUCAUCACCAGCGUUUAUUGACGAAUAUGAAAAGGAAAAAAAAUAUAUAAAAAAGUCAACCAACAUAAACACACGCAAGAAUCAGUGGACAGUGUUGUAGAAACUAAUAAUGCAAAGCUAUAUAUUUCUGUCGCUGCUGGACAUUCAUGUACAUCAUUCCUGCAUAAAUGUAUUUAUGUUUAAGAAACUAUUUAUAUGUUUAUAAAGAGAUAUUUAUAAAUAUGAGUUUUAUUUAUGUAACAUUUUAAAAUGAAUGGAAACUACAGGUCAAACACAAUGUUUGCAACUUUUUUGU
Messenger RNA from Erpetoichthys calabaricus (reedfish), 869 nucleotides. RefSeq names its product natriuretic peptide C (gene nppc). Gene Ontology annotation, molecular function: hormone receptor binding; hormone activity. NCBI's taxonomy places the organism in Eukaryota, Metazoa, Chordata, Cladistia, Polypteriformes, Polypteridae. The record is from RefSeq and is a predicted model, not a curated record. The transcript is spliced from 3 exons. Bases 82 to 438 code for a protein of 118 amino acids. Gene Ontology annotation, cellular component: extracellular region. Gene Ontology annotation, biological process: receptor guanylyl cyclase signaling pathway; cGMP biosynthetic process.